Molecule: messenger RNA, 2051 nt
Organism: Erythranthe guttata (spotted monkey flower)
Lineage: Eukaryota; Viridiplantae; Streptophyta; Magnoliopsida; Lamiales; Phrymaceae
Product: polyketide cyclase/dehydrase/lipid transport superfamily protein
Source: RefSeq, a predicted model, not a curated record
AUUCCACAAGUAUAAAUAUUGAAUAACAAAGACAGUUGUGCACUUCAUCACAAUUUAAUAUAAAAAUUUGAUAGAAAUAAAAUAAAUAAAAGCCAACAUCUGUUUUAUUCCCCUGUUUCUUCUGCAACAAAUCCCCCCUCUUAAGGUUUAAGGUUAAAAAAAUCUCCUCCGCCGACCCGCCGCGGUGGUGGUGCCGCCGCCGUGUCUCCUCCCACCCACUAAUCUCUCAUUUUAGAUCUGCACAAAUAGGGGGUUUUUCUCUAAUUAUGUCACAACUGGGAAAUGCAAAUAUGGUGGAGAAAGGUAAUAUCUCGGAUUACAGAAACAAGUUGGACAAAACGCUGACAUCGCCCGAUUUGACGAGCGAUGAAAACGUUCGUACCCUUGUGAAGAAUCAAAUUUUACAAUCACUGGCUUCUGAAUCAGAAGAAUACAAUGAAUAUGUGGUGGAAAGAAGAAGUAGAGAAAUGUCGAAUUUCCUUAAUAUGUUGAGGAGUGCCUCUGCGAACGAAGUCGAGAUGUCGAAAUCCAUCAACGAAUCACACAAUGGAUGGAAGAUAAAACAAGACACUGAUGAAUUCCGAGUUAUGUAUCGAGAAGGACCGGAAGGAACUCCGCUUCACACACUCCUCGUUGAAGGCUAUGUUGAUGGGCCCGUCGAUGUUUGUGCAUGCGUUUCAUCGGAGUCCGAUCUUUAUAAGAAAUGGUGGCCUCAAUCUGCGAUUCCAACUUUCAAAGUCACCUCAUCCGAGUGUCUACAAAAAGUUAGAAUUGGUGAACAGAUAUCGUUAGUGAGAAUGAAGGUUUCAUGGCCACUUUCGAGCAGAGAGGCUCUAGUGCAUUACUUUGUAUUCGAGUAUUUCCGAGACGGUCUAGUUGUUGUACUUCUUAACUCGAUAUCUGACUCGGAGACGGUAAACAAAAGUACGCACGGAUUCACGAGAGAUUUUAUACCAGAUGCAGAAGAUGUAGUGAGAAUAGGUGUGGUCGGAGGUUUUGCUAUACAGAAAGUUACACAAGAUCGGAGCUACUUCAGGACAAUAGCGAACAUGGAUCUAAAAUUAGACUUAAUUCCACCUGCAUUGCUCAAUUUUAUCUCGAGGCAGCUCGUUGGCAGCGGUUUCAAGCUCUACAAAAAGGAAGUUGCUUUGGUUUCUCAAGGCGACAAAAAAUUUGUCGAGGCGUUAAAAGGCCCGCUCUACACUCGUAUACACAACGCUCUUUAUUCGCAGAACACAUCCGUUAUGCUCGAAGAACCACCUAUAGAAGCUUCCAAAGACAACAAUGCUACAAUAAAUAUUAAUGAUGCAGCGGCGAGCGACGAAAUUGAGGAGCUCGAUAAAAAAGAUACCGAGGAAAAAAGAGAAUCUUUAUUAGAUAAAUGCAUUAAAAUAACAUGUCACAAUUUAGGACAAGAAAUUACGGAAGAGUUUACGGAGGUCGAAAAGGCGGCAACAAAUGGAAUUACGGAAAAUAAGGUUAGUGUUCGUCCGGAGGUUCAACAAGCUUUGGGAACAUUAGACAAGGCUAUUACAAUACUUCGCGAGUAUAAUAAUAAUAAUAAUAAUAAUAUUAGCCCCGAUGAUAAAAGUCAACUGUGUAAUGUUGAAAAACGAGACUCGAUAAGUAGUGGCGAAAAUAUACAGACGAGAAGCAAGAUUGCACCGGCCCCACAAGACGAGAAUUUGCUGGAGAAUCAGAAUACUGUAUCGAAGGGCUCGGAGAAGACGGUGGAGAGUAUUUCAGCAAGUGCCGAUGCGAAGGGUAUUAUUGGAAAUAGGGGGAGUAAAAUGAAAAACAGAAAAUCGAAGUUUCUAUUCUUUAAAGUGACGUCUGUUUAGCGCUCGAAUGUUUGUAAGAAAAUCUUUGAAGAUUAUGCAAGUAUAAGGAGUACUUAGUGUAUACGUAUAAACUUAUGUACGGAAUUUCUGAAUUUCCGCCGAUCUAUUUUCGGUUUUGAAACAAUAAAUUUCGUUAUGAUUUUCGAUAUGAUUUUAAUCUCCGAAAAUUCCAAUAUUUAUUCCCAAAAAUUUACACUGGUGACAUCGAAA